Aspergillus pseudotamarii is the source of this 1113-nucleotide messenger RNA. RefSeq names its product flavin reductase family protein. Bases 154 to 951 code for a protein of 265 amino acids. Lineage: Eukaryota; Fungi; Ascomycota; Eurotiomycetes; Eurotiales; Aspergillaceae. The record is from RefSeq and is a predicted model, not a curated record. The transcript has a single exon. Gene Ontology annotation, molecular function: FMN binding.
CUCCCAGACAACUUUACUUCCGAUUCGACAAGGUAUCAAAAACUUCGACGGAGUCCAGCUCAGAUAUGUCGCAAUUAACAACGCUGAUGAACACACAGUGGAGGCAGAAAUUGCUUGCACAGCUGCAAGGCUCGCUACUAUCGUUCAUUUAGCAUGACUUCGGCAUUCUUUAAAACGGGGGACGACUUCGAGAAGGUUCAAGCUGCUCGGCCGGAUUUUAGGCGUGAUGCAGAGGUCACCUUCUCAAAGCCCCCUAAGCCUGACUGGAAGCAGGGCGAGGGUGCGAACGAUGACGGUGAAAGUUUGAAGAAGAAUCAUGUCGAGAUCGACCCUCAUGAGGAAGGGAGACCGGUUUCAUCUAACUAUAAGAUAUUAAUCUCGGGAAUGGUUCCUAGGCCAAUAGCGCUCAUCAGUACCAAGUCGAAGGAUGGAAAGUCUAUGAACUUGGCACCUUUCAGUUAUUCACAGGUCAUUAAUCAUGACCCGCCUCUUUUUGUCGUCGGGUUUGUUGGAUCGCUUGAGAAAGCCAAAGACACGCUGAAGAACCUCGCCGAGACAGAAGAAUGCGUCAUUAACAUCAUCUCCGAACAUUUCGUGGAGGCAGCAAAUGCGACCGCCGUCAACGCUCCGUAUGGUGUUUCCGAAUGGGAGAUAUCCGGAUUGCACCAGGCACCUAGUUCGGUUGUCCAGCCAGCCCGUGUGCAGGAAUCAAUCUUAUCUAUCGAAGGCAAACUGGUUGAAACCAAGGAAUUUGAGAGCAGAACGAUGCCCGGAAAGAAGACUGGUGUAUUGGCGAUUAUUGAGGGUGUCCGGUUCUGGGCAAGAGAGGAUGCUAUCAAUGAGGACCGAAGCGUGAUCGACCUGAAGGUCUUGAAGCCUAUUAGUCGGCUAGGGGGGAUUCAGUACGGGCGAACCACUGAUGCGAUCGAGAUACCUAGACCACAAUUUUAGACAUGACGGAACUGUUCCGACAGAGUUAGUUCCCGAUUACAAAAAGAAAUGUGAGCUAUAUUAGACAGGAGUGCACACCGGCAAUUGAGAAAUACCAAUUUGAUAUAGGUCUCUGAAUCUUGUAGUAGCUGUGAGUAUGUCCUGUAUGUAGAAUGUAGGUGU